CAGGGCAAAGACAAAUUUAUUGCUCAAACACUCACAGUCAAAGUCAUAUUUAAGUUUAGACACUUACAGAGAGCUGUGCUGUUCUUCAAAAAACAAUCAACAUUAUUUGUAUAAAAAUCUUUAAACAUUAAACACAUGGCUAGUAAAGAGUCUGAUCGUUUUAAUUCAAGAUUUAAAAAAGAUGUCUCAACAGCAAGCUCUACUACUCGAGGUACUUCUUCAAAUAGUACAAAUGUAAACCAAAAGACAUCAGCAGCAAUUUCACCAAGUAAUCACACACAAAAUGAACCAACUAUAAAAGAUAGAACCGGCAAAGGUUUAAAUAAAAAUGAAGUUUUAGAACAUGUAGAAGAAACAUCAUCUACGUCAUUAAAAAAUUUAAAAAAAAGUCCUGCUUCAUCAAUUAACCGUAACAAAAGAAAAAAGAUAAGAAAUCCAACCGGUGCUGUUAUAAUGCCAAAUCAACCGAAUGAGGCCAGAGACGAUGAAGAUACGCAUAUAAACAACGAAGAUAACUCUCAUCUACACUACUAAUUUCAAACAUUUUAAAAGUCACAGCAGACGAGUUUUUUAUUUUCUGGAAACCAAAACCAGUACAUCGACUUUGAAUCCAGUUUUAGUUCAACUAAUAACGCUCUUUUUGUUUUUGUAAGCGUAUAGUUCAAUAAAUAAAGUUUGUAAAUGCUAUCAAUAAAUGUACUCUAAAACAA
Molecule: messenger RNA, 710 nt
Organism: Hydra vulgaris (swiftwater hydra)
Lineage: Eukaryota; Metazoa; Cnidaria; Hydrozoa; Anthoathecata; Hydridae
Source: RefSeq, a predicted model, not a curated record